GCACUGCACUGCACAAUUCUAACUGUAUUAUUCUCUCACCAAAAGUAUUCGUUUUUUCAUUCCUUCCCAUUGAUAUGAAGCUGAAAUCAACUACUGUUCCAUAAAUUCUCUAUUAAAUCAAAGUAGCUCUUCAAUGGCGAAUUGGAAGAGAGGCGCCAUUUACUGAGGCAACAGUUUCACCUAUAGACUUUGUUAUUUUCAGUAUCUUCUCUUUUCCUCAUACUUGUAGUUUUUGUUUUAUGAGGAUUGACUAACCGUUCGUAUUAUUGAUUGUUUCAAUAAUUUUCUGCCUUCAAAUGUUCCUUAGUUUGUUGAACUGCUCGAUGAAAUACAGACUAAAUUUUAGUAGUAUGCGUUCUCUGAGGAUUUCAUUAAAUUGCGUCGGUAAUAGUGAUUGAGCAUCAAUUUUGUUCGUGAUAAAGGUUUUUUGAACUUGAUCAACAAUUUCUGUAUUCAAAUGUUCCUUUGUUGAACAGCAUGUUAUAAAUACAUAACUUGUAGUAGUAUUUCUGUGAGGAUUGUUCGAAUUCCACUGAAGGAUCGUUAAAGUUCCUUAUGUGUUUUGAUUUUCCUGUCUUCAGAUGCUCUUUCGUUGUUGCCAUUUUAUUUUCAAGUCCAGAAGAGGAAGUAUUUCAAUUUUGUGAGCAAUUGUUUGAAUUCAACUCAAGGAUCAACUGAUUUUUCGCUCUUCUACACUCAUUUUACUUUCUGUUCGUGAUACUGAUUGUUUGAAGUAAAUUGAAGAAUUUAAAAUUUCCAGUUUUCACCCAACUUUAAUUUGUUGCUGUUAGUAUCUCUUUUUUCACUCUAAUUUUUGGUUUUAAAAGAAAUAUUGUCAGUAUGUGAUUUUGGAGGAUCUAGCUUUUCCAUCGACUUUUUUUGCUGUUUCGCUGCAGCUGUUUUGAUUUUUCUCUGUUCAAGAGUUCCUUUGUUGUUGCGAUUUUACUUUAAUUACAGAAGAGCAACUCUUUUAAUUUUAUGAGGAUUCAACUCCAUUGGUCAAGGAAUUACUGUUUCCAGAUUUUUCGUACCAACAAAAUAUAGUAGUGUGUGUUUUCUGAUGAUCAAGCAUCUCCGUCGUACUUUGUAGCCAAUACAUUGUGAGUUCAGAAGAGGAACUCUUUCGCUGUUUGAACUGCUUGUUAUCCAGAGGAAAUACAGACUCCGGUUCAUUUUUCUUAUUUGUUUUUCUCCGGCAGUUUGUAAGCUUAAAUUGUUGUAUGUGUUUUGUGAGGAUUCCAUUAAAUUGUGUUCCUAAUACUGAUUGUUACUUAAGGGUCUAGCAUUUAUUUAUGUGUAACCAAGUGAUUUCAUUACUAAAUGAACAAUGUAACAGUACAUAAAAUGGAGAAUUGCUGGACAUCGUCCUAUAAAUUCUGUGUUCAGAUGUUCCUUUGUUGCCAUUUCAUUUUUAGUCCAGAAGAGCAACUAUUUCAAUUUGAACCGCUUGUUAUCCACAUGAAAUAAUUUCAUUUUGCUUUGUUCGUUUGUUUGAAGGAUCUACCAUUUCCAGAUAAUUUUAACCCACUUUGUAAACCACCCAGAUUGUUGUAUGUGUUAUGUGAGAAUUCCGUUAAAUUCUGUUUGUAAUACUUGAUUGUUUGAACUCGAUUGGUGAAGGAUCUAUCAUUAGCGUCCUCCUAUAAUUUCUGUGUUCAAAUGUUCCUUUGUUGCAUCUUCGUUUUAAUUCCAGAAGAGCAAUAGUUUUUCUGUUGUUGAACUGCUUGUUAUCCACGUGAAAUAUAUACAACCUCUGUUAUAAUUUUGAGGGAAAGACGAACAUCUAACUCUAAUAUACAGACUGUUUUUUCUUUUUGAUUAGAUCUGUGAGUGUGCACUUUCGUGGUCUCAAUUUUCAUAGUUCAUUCUUCUUUGGGAAUUUGUACAGGCAAUUAAUCUAGGUGGUUGAAACAGACCUAGAUGGAACAAUUUGAGUUUAGGCCGAUCAUGUCGGAUCGUAUAUCUUUCAAUAACAAAAAAUACCUCAGUAACUUUAGUGAAGUGAUCUGUUUGGAGAAACUCUGAAAUAAGAAGUUAUUUGGAAGUUUCACAAAUGCUCAUUGAAGUAUUCUUCAAUUGAUUGCUACAGUUGUAGAUGAUGAUAAAUGCAUUUUUUUUCUGGAGAAGUACUUCAUCCUGCUAAUAAUUUUGUACUCUAAAUUCUAGACUUGCAGGUUUUAUCAAGAACAGAGCACAAGAUAUACUUGCUGCGUUUUAGCUGUUCCAAAUAGUGUUUAAACUGCUAGAGGCCCAUAUUAAACUUGAACCUGAUAAAGAUGGAUUUUUGUGAAAAUAUGGAGUCAAAUGUUGAGUUUCACAUAAAAGAUGAGGCAAAAAGGCUGCUUAAAGAGAUUGAACUGGUGAAGAAGAAUGUUGAGAACUCUAAGUUCUAUGCUGGAAUGCGAUUGGAUCUCAAAGAGAAUGACAUAAUCCAAAAAGAUUUUCUCCGCCUUUUAGGUUCCCAUAAACAGUUUCAGGUGGUAAUCUAUGGUUUGGGAAGCACCGAAUACAGUUUUCGUUCCCAAUUUCAGCUUGCUGUAGCUCUCCUACUAAAACAAGAUUUUUCCAAUUGGAUUGACAAUAUAGAAAUAUAUGAUCCCUGCAUGUCUCCAGCUGAUAUCAUAGUUUUCGAAAAACUAGGUCUUGAGGUUCUCACCGUUGAUGAAAAUUGUAAGAGGACAGCUCAGAUACCAACAAUAUUCUACAUGCCUAAUCCUCUUUGUGAUCUUGUUGGCAAUCUGUUGGGAGCAAACUGGUCUUCGUCUUGUCUUAACCAGAUCUCUUUGCUGACAAACUCAUUUCACAAUACGCUGGCCAUUACAUCACAAUCUAGCCCUACUCUAGAAGCAGAGCUAUGCUUCAAGAGAAUUCUUGAGUUCACAACGGAGAUUGACAUCAAAACUGGUGACAAUCAAAUGUAUGCUGAUUUGUUCUCAGGAUUUGCCUGGCAUUUCUUUGAUGUGGAUCCCACUACUGACAUUGACAAACCGGGAUGGUAUUGGUUGGAUAUUCAAAGGCAUCUUGAAGAAGAAUUUUUGGAAGAUAUGCAAGGCGAUAUGACUGGUGAAGAAUUAGCAGAAUAUUCGGGUAAUUAUCGUGGGACUCGUCGUUUAAGAUACAAAGCGAGUCCUCCACCUCCAGGCUGGAUUAAGCUAAACAUUUAUGGUAUUGGUACAAAGGAUCAUCAGCCAGGACGAUAUAGUGGCAUCUUCAAAGAUGAAAAAGGGGUGUGUUUUGAUAGCUAUAGGGGUGACAUUAAUGUUGAAGACAAUGUGAUUGCUGGACUAGAGGCCUUGAGGCUUGGGUUAACCAGAUGCAUGGAAGCAAAGCCAAUUGCACAAAAGUUGAUUGUGGAGUCGGAUAAUGCUAUACUUGUCCAUUAUGUUAAUGGUCUAGCUGAGCCAAAUGAAACAACUAUGUGCAGGUUGAAGGAAAUUUUCGACUUACUGGAUGCCAAUAAAGUUUGUGUGGUUCAUCACUAUAUCUAUGAAGAAGCCAAUGAAGCUGCAAGAGACUUGGCUCAGAGAGUUGAAUAUCCCAAUAGUGAAUAAAUAGCUUUGUUUUUGACUCAAGGGGUAAGGUGAAUCUUUCUAGGUUGAACUAAGGCUUCAAAUUCAAUUUGCAUUUUAUGUCAACUUGAUGUUUUCGCCAAAGGUUGUGGAGACACUUGAAUUUACUUGUCAGUCUUUGUUUAAUUGUGGUUUUUAAUGUUUAGAAUAACAUACCCGUCUGUUUUGGCUGUAGUUUCUACAGAAUUGUUUCUGUGUUUUUGGGUGUUGCCGCUGUAGUUUCUACAGAAUUGCUUCUGCGUUUUUGGGUG
Molecule: messenger RNA, 3820 nt
Organism: Capsicum annuum
Lineage: Eukaryota; Viridiplantae; Streptophyta; Magnoliopsida; Solanales; Solanaceae
Product: SRR1-like protein
Exons: 2
Coding region: 2277-3551 (424 amino acids)
Biological process (GO): microtubule-based process
Cellular component (GO): nucleus; cytoplasm
Molecular function (GO): RNA-DNA hybrid ribonuclease activity; nucleic acid binding
Source: RefSeq, a predicted model, not a curated record